AUGGCUAAGCUUACACUACUAGCGUUCGCCUUAGGGCUCGCCGUCUGCUGCGCAGCCUCAGCUGAGCACCACCGAGUUCGUCGCGGCUACGGCGCUGGUAGCUCAAGUGGUGGUGGCAGCGGCCACGGUGGUGGUGGCGGCCACGGUGGUGGUGGCGGACACGGUGGUGGUGGCGGCCACGAUGGUGGUGGCGGCCUCGAUGAUGGUGGCGGCCAUGCUGAUUUUAAUGAUAAUGGCGGUUUCGGCGGCGACAGUGAAGGAGGCAAUGGUUUCGGCGGUGGUAGCGGCGGAGGAAACGGAGGCGGUGGUGGCAGUCACGGCGGUGGUAGCCACGGAGGCGGUCUAGGCGGAGAAAACGGAGGCGGUUCCGGCGGUGAUACUGGCGGCCAUGGAGACAUGAAGAAUUUAACCAUCUACGCACUUCUGCUAGUAUUGUACGUCGCCUGUGCGUACGCUGGACCGGGAUACUAUGAUUACCAGUCAGGUAAAGAUGACGGUAAGGGCAAAGGAGGCGGUCACGACGGAGGUAAAGGAGGCAAAGGAGGCAAAGGAGGUAAUGGAGGCAGCAAAGAAUCUAAAAGUGACAGCAGUAGUGAUGAAAGUGACAGUAAUAGUAGCGAAGGUGAUGGUGAUAACAAAAAGGGUGGUGAUGACAAAAAAGGAGGUGAUAAAGGAGAUUGGGGUGGUAAAGGAGGUUGGGGUGGUAAAGGAAAGUACUAG
Molecule: messenger RNA, 720 nt
Organism: Arctia plantaginis
Lineage: Eukaryota; Metazoa; Arthropoda; Insecta; Lepidoptera; Erebidae
Source: the annotation of a GenBank genome assembly